This is a messenger RNA of Trichomonas vaginalis G3, 3351 nucleotides long. RefSeq names its product DNA repair/RNA processing CPSF family. The record is from RefSeq and is a predicted model, not a curated record. Gene Ontology annotation, molecular function: protein binding; U2 snRNA binding. Gene Ontology annotation, biological process: mRNA splicing, via spliceosome. NCBI's taxonomy places the organism in Eukaryota, Parabasalia, Trichomonadida, Trichomonadidae. The transcript has a single exon. Gene Ontology annotation, cellular component: U2 snRNP; nucleus. Bases 1 to 3351 code for a protein of 1116 amino acids.
AUGAGUCUGCUUCAGGCUAAGAGCAUCCAUAAGACAGUCAAAAACUCACAAUAUGUGGAGUGCGCAUUAGCCGGAAAUUGGAUGCCGCCAGUGCAUACUUCAGUUGAAGUUUCUAUUGAAGAAAUUCUUUUUAACAUGCGGUCAUAUUUCCUUAUACAGCAGUGUGUGCACAUGAAAUAUUCAGUUGAUCCAACUCAUUGUUUCUCCCAGCAAAUGUUUACAAAAAUUCACACAAUUUGCAAAGGUCCCAAUAUAUUUGAGUUCGAUUCAUUCUUUGCUGCUUUAUCAAAUCAAAUUAUAUUAUACACAUAUUCAAAUGAAGAAAAGCUAAUUGUCAAAAAGCUUUCUAUUCACUUAGAUCCUUUAUUAAUAGAGCCAAGCAAAAUAUACUACGAAAAUUCACUUUUAAUAGUAUCAUGCGACCAUGGUGGAUUAGGCCUUUAUUUUAUUGAUGAACAAUUAAUCAGAUCUCCAAUUGAAGGAAAACUACCAUAUAAGCUUCAAAAUGUGCAGAAAUCACGAGGCCUCGCUCCGAUAACAAUCAGACAAACUGAUGGCCGUAUUGGUCGCUUUGAAGCCGGAUUUUACAACGUUUAUGACCCUUAUCAAGGGCUUAUUACUGUAAAUCAGACGAAUUUGAAUAUCGAAGGAACCAAGAUAGCCAUGGCUGUUCCGUAUGAUGGCGGUAUCAUCUUCUUUUUACAAGUUAAAAUGCAUUGGUAUCUCAAAAACAACGAAUUCUCGCCAAUAUCAAGUCUAGACCAAGCAGAUGGUAUAAUAUGCGAUUGGUGCCAGUUAAACAAUUAUACAAUUGCAUUUUUAACAGAUAAAUCCAAACUUUAUAUUCUCGAACCAAAUAAUCAAUUUCGCGAAAUGCCAUUUGUCAACAACCAGAAAAUGACACCCAUCAUAAAUUUUACGAAAAUCAUUAAUUACAAAAUGAAUGUGAUUCUUGCAGUGAAUGAUUCAGGCGAAUCCUACAUUUGUGCGCUGAAAAAUGAAGGCUUUCAACUAUUCCCUACAAGAUUCUACAUCGGAAGGAAAAAUCUUGUCAUUAGCCGUACAAAAAAUAAAAUAUUACAAAUGAUUUCAAACCACAACAAAUGUGUCACUAUUUCCAGACCAGGACCACGUGUAUACUCACGAGGUAUCCCUCAUCCUACGUUUACUUCUCCAAUUACGAAAAUGUAUUCUCAAUCCAUCAACAAAACAGACACGAUGAUUGUUUUCUCAACCAGCAACCAGACCCACAUCAUGAGGAUCCAAUACGCCAGCAAUGCGCAGCCUGCAACCAAAGAAAUAAGCUUACACUACCAAAACGGAGCUCCCUACAUGGGAUUGAAUGGCCCGUGUCUCGGCUUUGGUUCACUUUUCAUUGACGAUAAAUUACAGUUCCUUUUGGCCAUGCCGGACAAAGUUGUCAGAUUUAAUGAGAAUAGCGAAUGUUACGAGAACAAAGUUAUGUGCAGCAUGCUAGUUACAGACCCUUAUUACAGGAAAUACAUGAUUAACGUCGCUCCUGAGCAAAGCUCUUUAUUAUAUUAUUGGAAAGAUUUUUCGAAUCCGAGCAAACUUGAUUAUCAAACAAAAAUCGUAUCAGUAUCCUUCUCCUCCCAUUUCAACCGCGGAUCUCAAUUCGGAGACCUCUCUCCCCGCUUCUUCCUCGUUGUCUGCGAACAGAAACUUUAUCUCUACAGAACAAUGAUCGAUGACGUAUUCGACAGCACUUGCUGCAAAGAGUCUGAGAUAAAGAACUUGAAGCCGACAUGCGGAAUAUGGAUUGACGAACAGACAUUCGCUAUUGGAUACGAACACGGUGUUGUUCAAAUCUACAGAGCGUUAAUUUUGGAUGGAAAACCUGCUACAUCAUUAGUUACAAACAUUUCUGUUGGCGAUAGCUCUGUAUUGUUGUAUCAGUACGCAGAUGCUUAUCCGACCAUCUUAUCCUUCUCUUCAAAGAUGUGUUUGAUCUCUGUCAAAAACAACGGAAUUCUCAUGAUCAGACCGAUUUCUGCCACGAAAAUUCCUCACUUUUUGACACCUCUUACUAGAUAUGCCAUUUUCUCUCCUGACAGCAACGAGGUUGACCUGAUGAUGGUUGAUUUCAAUGACUGCGUGAUCACUGUUUCUCCUGUAAGAGAUGAUUCGACAACAAUCAUCAAUACAGAGCCAAUUCCUUCAAUGAAUGACGAAACAAAUUCAAUGGAUUUGGCUGUGACAACACAGAGCGGAAUCUACAUUUACACGAAUUACGACAUCCCUCACGCUGAUGCAAUCAACAGAUUGACAGUUAGUAAGGAUGAAACAAUACUUUCAUCCAAACUGGAUAAACACAUGAUCGCGUGGUUGUCAAUGAACAUCAGCAAAGAAAUAAUUGUUCAUGUAGCAAAUCUGUCACAGCAAAAAGAAGGUUUCGAAUAUGUUAAAUGCAAAUACAACAGGAAUUUGUCAUUGAUAACAUUAAGGGAAAGUAAAACAGUUGAUACUUAUAUUCCAGGAAUUGUUUGUGCAGGAGGAACAAUAGUUGUUUUAUUCCAGUUUAAUACAAACAAAACAGCUUUAGCUCCUGUUUCUCGCCUUGAAAACGUCGGAACAAAAAUAACAGCAAUCGCAUUCCACACUGACAAACUAAUUGUUGGUGAUCAAAACAUGGGAAUAAAGCUGUUCAAAUACGACGACACGAGUAGAUGUUUUACUCCUAUCUCUUCAAUGGGACAAAACAUGAGACAGUGCAUCACAGCAAUCAGUGUCUGUCCAUCAGAAGAUAUUAUAACUGUUGGUGACAGAUCAGGAAAUUUCAUGUUCUUCAGUGAUGCAUUGAACAAAAGACCAUUUGAUAACAUAGCGUUUGAAUCAUGUUUCAACGUCGGAGAUCCAAUUGUUGGAGCGUAUACAACACUCUAUCAGACAAUGAGUCACAGCCAGAACCAAAACCAAAUGCAGAUGCAGAACCAGGCACCGAAACAAAGUCAUCCAACUGCUUACAUGUGGUAUUCAACAAUUACUGGAGAAGUUGGAGUUUUCAUGUCUCAUAUUUUUAAUCCAAAUAAUCCUUAUUUGAAUAUCUUGUUGGGUGUGGAAUUGAAAGUUUCUGAAAUGUUGACAAAACUAACAGGAAUCAAUCCACUUGAAAAGAGAAACAAACAAUACCCAUCAUCAGCAGUUAUUGAUCUAGAUAUUGUAGAAAUGUUCGCCGAUAUGCCUCUGCAAUUCCAGGAAGAUUUCGCAAGAAAUUUGACUGAGAAAUAUAAGAUGAAGUUCGAUAGAUCAAGUAUUAUCGAUUUGAUCACAAGAUACUUGGUGUACUGCCUUCAUUACCCCAAUGAUGGUCAACAUAAUGGAUUGAGAUGA